UACCGGCGACAGUAUUGAACUAAUCGCAAGAGAGUAAACAGUUAGCGCGAGUCGAAGCUUCAAGUAACUUUACUUGAAUCAAAUUUUUAACUACUUCUUCAAGUUUACAAGUGAAAUACAGUUAUCAAGAAAGAUAAAUGGCGCUUCUACCAUAUUUAUUAGAUGACCUGCGUCCACGACGUCUUCGGGAUCAGUUGUUCGGUUUGGAUCUCAGUCCGGAGGACUUUUUAACUGAUAUUGUGGACCGGCCUGUACUCUCCGUGCGCAAGUAUCUUCGUCCAUGGAGAAACUUAGCGGCAGUUGCCAGAGACGUCGGAUCUACCAUCAAAUCUGACAAGGAUAAAUUCCAGGUGAAUUUGGACGUUCAGCAUUUUGAUCCUGAGGAGAUUUCUGUCAAAACAUCAGACGGCUAUGUGGUGAUUGAAGGCAAGCAUGAAGAGAGAAAGGAUGAGCAUGGCUUCGUGUCCCGUCACUUCAAGCGUCGGUACGCGUUGCCAGAAGGUUGUAACCCUGAGACUGUGGAGUCCCGAUUGUCUUCUGACGGGGUGCUGACAGUUGUAGCUCCGAAAAUAUCUGAGAAUAAGAACGAGAGAGCUAUUCCUAUCACUCAAACCGGACCGGUAAGGAGAAAGCAUCAUGAUGAGGAAGAACAGGAGGUCAAUGGAAACGCCGAGGAAGAAGCCAAUGCGAAAUCGCCUCAGAAAAAACGCAAAAAGUAGAAUUCAGUUAUUCAGAUAAUUAGUUUCUAAGUGUUACUUAAGUUUCCGUAUUGUGAUAAGACUGACUCAGUAUUUCAUAACUAUAAGUUUUCAAUAAAACAUUUCUGUUUGAAAACUUUA
Spodoptera litura is the source of this 839-nucleotide messenger RNA. Its product is annotated as protein lethal(2)essential for life. Gene Ontology annotation, cellular component: cytoplasm; nucleus. Gene Ontology annotation, biological process: response to heat; protein refolding. The record is from RefSeq and is a predicted model, not a curated record. NCBI's taxonomy places the organism in Eukaryota, Metazoa, Arthropoda, Insecta, Lepidoptera, Noctuidae.